UAGCGUGCGUCAGCUGAUGCGUAGCGUCACGUAAUGAGCGGUGGUGGGGGGCUGGUCCUCCUCGCGCUGAGCUCCUCUGCAGCUCUCAGUAGCUUCCUGCCCGCUGUUGCUCUUGACAAGCAGCUCCUUCUCAUCACUGGUCAUGUGCCUCUCACCCUGCCUGUCUCUGGCUGCGCAGCAGGAACCCGAGAGGCUGGCUCUGUGAAGCCAGACACCGGUAGAGCUUCACCGGCCCACGAGAGCAGGUCAUGGAGGCCCCGGUGGAAGAGAAGGAGCCGUCCGCGAUGGACAAAUCCCUGCCUCUGCCUACCUUGAGCCCGGCCGUGCCCCCCUUCGUCACGUUGGGCCUGACGGUGGUCUACACCGUCUUUUACUCUCUCCUGUUUAUCUUCAUCUACAUCCAGCUGUGGUUGGUCCUGCGGUACCGACACAAGCGCUUCAGCUACCAGACCGUGUUCCUGUUCCUGUGCCUGCUGUGGUCGGCGCUGCGCACCGUGCUUUUCUCCUUCUACUUCAAGAACUUUGUCACGGCCAACACUCUGGGGCCCUUUCCCUUCUGGCUGCUCUACUGCUUCCCUGUCUGCCUCCAGUUCUUCACAGUCAGUCUCAUGAACCUAUAUUUUGCACAGGUCAUUUUUAAGGCAAAGUCGAAAUAUGCACCAGAGCUUUUGAGAUACAGGCUGCCGCUGUACCUGCUCUUCCUGUUUGUCAGCCUGGUGUUUUUAGUUGUGAAUUUAGCAUGUGCCCUGCUGGUGAAGAUGUCUUCUGCAGAAGCCCACACCAUUGUGCUAGUGAGGGUUGCAAUCAACGACACGCUGUUCGUCCUGUGCGCCAUCUCGCUCUCUAUGUGUCUUUACAAGAUCGCUAAGAUGUCACUGGCCAACAUUUACCUGGAAUCUAAGGGGACUUCAGUGUGCCAGGUGACAGUCAUAGGAGCCAUCGUCAUCCUCCUGUACUCAUCCAGGGCCUGCUACAAUCUGGUUGUUUUGGGACUUUCUAACAGGAGCAUUAACUCCUUUGACUAUGACUGGUACAACGUUUCUGAUCAGGCAGAUUUACAGUCAACUCUGGGCGACACUGGCUACAUCAUCUUCGGGGUGAUCUUGUUUGUAUGGGAACUGCUGCCCACUUCUCUUGUGGUUUUCUUCUUCAGAGUUCGGCAGCCUAACCUAGACAGGAGUGGCUCAGGGCUUCCUGGACACGUCUUCUCCUCUAGGGCCUAUUUUUUCGAUAACCCACGGCGUUACGACAGCGAUGAUGAUCUAGCGUGGAGUGUCAUGCCUCAGAACAUCCAAGCCAGUCUGGCUGCUGACAGUUACGAGUGGGGAAGCCAAGGCAGCGGCAUUGGUGCCUAUAUUGGAGGGGACGACAGUUACCAGCUUCCUCCUCCUCCAGAGGAGCUCAGUCAUUAUUGACUGCCGUGACCUGUGGCUUUUAUUUGUAUAUUUUUGCACAGUCUCUUUUAUUGACUGAGGCACUGGGGGAUGAAAGUCACCCUCAAUACAUCCACAUAUUUACUGUGUCUAGAGAAGAAGAACUAACACUUUUUGUAUGCCAGUAUAUGAUGGCCCACUGACAAGACAUUAAUUUGCACACUUGUACAAAGUAUCAUCUAAUGUUGAAUGCUCUGAAACAGUUGUAUAGUUUAUAAUGAAUACUGUAAUAUAAGUCCUGACCUUUGUAAUAUGUAUUGCAUUACUAUUUUAUGUACUGUCUAUGGAGACAUUCUUUUUCAUAAAUAUGUUCAAACUGAGGAAAUAUUAAUUUAAUUCAUAUU
Molecule: messenger RNA, 1777 nt
Organism: Monopterus albus (swamp eel)
Lineage: Eukaryota; Metazoa; Chordata; Actinopteri; Synbranchiformes; Synbranchidae
Gene: gpr137ba
Product: G protein-coupled receptor 137Ba
Exons: 8
Coding region: 249-1415 (388 amino acids)
Biological process (GO): negative regulation of bone resorption; positive regulation of TORC1 signaling; regulation of autophagy
Cellular component (GO): lysosomal membrane
Source: RefSeq, a predicted model, not a curated record